GCCACGACCUUAGGUCCCGCCCAGCCACUGUGCGCUUCCUUUUCCGACGAGAGGCGGGGCCCCGGCGUCCGCGGGAAACGCGGGAUGGUAUUUUUCUGCUAGGGGCUGCUGCGGGAAUGGCAGUCUUGGGGAGUUUGGUCCUACGGCCUUGGAUUCGAGACCUGAUCCUGGGGUCAGAUGCAUUCUCAAGUCCGCAGGCGGGGCAGCUGCUCGAGGUGUUACAGGAGGAGGCCGAGGCUCCGGGCCCGUCCCACGCCCCUGACCCCUCUGACGUCGCAGCGGCGCUCCUUGUGUCUGACGGGACCCACAGUGUCCGGUGCCUAGUGACGCGGGAGGCCCUGAACGCCUCGGACUGGGAGGAGAAAGAGUUCGGCUUCCGAGGGGCAGAAGGCCGGCUGCUGCUGCUGCAGGACUGUGGGGUCCGCGUCCAAGUCGCCGAAGGUGGCGCGCCCGCAGAGUUCUACCUCCAGGUGGAUCGCUUCAGCCUGCUGCCUGCAGAGCAGCGCCGGGAACGGGUGAUUGGUUGCAACCAGGACCCGGAUGUGCAGAAAAAGCUCUUUGACUGUCUGGAGGAGCACCUUUCAGAGUCCAUCUCCCCCAGUGCAGGACUUUCACUGUCCCAACUUCUGGAUGAAGUGCAAGAGGACCAGGAGCAUCGGGGGGCGCUAGUGCAUCUGGCUGAGAGCUGUCUGAUGCUGACAGGCCCUUGCACAGCACCCCCCCUCACCCGCUGGACCUCCUCCUGCCAUAGGGCCACGGGAGAAGCUGUGUACACUGUCCUCAGCUCAUGGCUGCACAUCUCUGAGAAUGACCAGCGAGUUCUGAGCUCUCUGCGCCCAGGUCAGAGAGCACCAGGCCCUGAGCUGCCUCCACCAGAUCCAGGUUUGCAGGACCUAUCGCUGACCCUCAUUUCUCCUUCCUCGCCUACUUCCUCAGGUAAGGGGGUGCUCGGGCCACAGCCAUUCACUGCUAUCACCCAGGUUCCCAGGCUGCUGCAAAAGUUUGCACACCCAGCUUUAUCCAGCCACGUGUCCUCGGAGGAAAGCGGCGCCAGCAUCAGCCUUCUGCCUUCCCUGUCCUUGGCUGCUUCAGACCCAGGGCAAAAGGGCAGUGUCCAGGCUGUACCAGCCAUCUGUUCAGCCCCUGGCCCCUUGCCCCCUGGCUCCCCACAUCCUAGCCAUGUUCCCAGUUCCCCACUCCUGAGCUGCACCCCAACACUGACACCCCUUGGCUAUGUACCCAGUCCACAUCAGGCCAUUGUGACUAGGGCCCAGAAACCUAGCCUGGAAUUCAAGGAGCAAGGGUUGACCCCCAAGAACUGGCAGCACUCUCCAAGGACAAAAAGCACCCCGGGAGCCCUGGAGUCCAGCCUUGUUUGGGACCCUCCAAAGCGGCAUCGUGAUGGUUCUGCCUUCCAAUAUGGGUACGAGCCACCCUGCACCUCCCUCUGUGCCCAGGUCCAAGCCGCCAGGCUCCCUCCCCAGCUCGUGGCCUGGGCCCUGCACUUUCUGAUGGAACCGCCGCCAGAUUCUCAGCUAACCCAGGUGUGAGGGAUCAUGGGGGAGGAUAUAUGCACACAGAUCCAGGCCUGGGAUCGACAAACAGUGCUCCACGCUCUGCUCCUUUGAGUUUUUUAAUAAAAUAAUCUCAUGCGGCAGGAAAA
Molecule: messenger RNA, 1663 nt
Organism: Mustela lutreola (European mink)
Lineage: Eukaryota; Metazoa; Chordata; Mammalia; Carnivora; Mustelidae
Gene: ACD
Product: ACD shelterin complex subunit and telomerase recruitment factor
Exons: 12
Coding region: 117-1550 (477 amino acids)
Biological process (GO): telomere maintenance via telomerase; telomere capping
Cellular component (GO): chromosome, telomeric region; shelterin complex; telomerase holoenzyme complex
Molecular function (GO): telomeric repeat DNA binding
Source: RefSeq, a predicted model, not a curated record